This is a messenger RNA of Ectocarpus siliculosus, 999 nucleotides long. The record is from the annotation of a GenBank genome assembly. NCBI's taxonomy places the organism in Eukaryota, Phaeophyceae, Ectocarpales, Ectocarpaceae.
AUGCAGAACACCGCCACCGCCUCAGGGGGGGGAACAGCCUUCCGAUUUGCUGACGGCGCAGCGAAGUGGACGUUGUGGCAGCUAUGCGACUCAGGCUUGCCCACCGGCGGCUUUGCGCACUCCGGGGGGCUGGAGGCAGCGGCAGCGCAGGGGAUCGUCAGAGCUAAGCAUACCGGGAGCCUUCUCCGGUUUGUCCGCGGCGCCUUGGCCAACGCCGCCUCCUUGCAACUCCCGUUGCUGCGGGAAGCGCGGAGGGCGCGCACGCUGGAAGCUUGGUUGGAGGUUGACUCCGUUGCUCACGCCUGCAUCACGGCGGAGGCGGCGAGGAGGGCCUCUCUGGCGCAGGGGGCGGGGCUCCUUCGGGCGGCUCAGGCAAUGUUCCCCCUCGGGGAAGAAUGCGGCGCAAUUAUCAGCGAGUUCCGGGCUUUGGUCCGACGGGGAGGAUCAGCCGCAUUCUCCGAAGCCGGCGGGGGCGGCGGCGAUCAGGCAACGAGCGAGGGAAAAAGCGGCCGAAAUGGGACGGAGAAAUCUCGUGCCAGUAAGAAGAAGGCUGGCGCGGCGUCGGCGCUCGUGACCGCUAGGGGACACCACUCUCCGGCCUUCGGAGUGGUGUGCGGGGCUCUCGGCAUCGAGGAGGACGAGGCGGCGCGGGCCUUCAUGUUCCUCGUGGCCAGAGACGUCUUGUCCGCGGCGACGAGGUUGUCCUUGAUAGGCCCGCUGGAGGCGGGCAGGCUCGUCAGCAACCUCUCCGGGUACGUUGAAACCCUGCUAAGGGUGGGAGAUGUCGGAGAUGUCGGAGAUGUCGGAGAUCCGACGGGGGGGGGCAGUGGCAGAGACGACGACAGCACUGAAGAAGGAACGGAUGCGCCGGGGCGGUUAUUGUCAGAAGAGUGGGGCGGGGGAGGCGGGGUCGCUGGCCGCGUCUGUCAGGUCGACCCGGUGCAAGACAUCGUGCAGGGGUUGCACGACAGGCUGUACUCACGCAUGUUCAACAGCUAG